AUGGGAAAGCUAAAAACCCAAUUUUUUAUGAACAAAAACAGUAGUAUUUUGGAGCUCAAAGUGGUGGUAGGGAAGCUGCAAAAGAGACUUUUGCAAGCCAAGAAAUGGGCUCCGGGGAACAAGAAUCGUGAAUCGGUGCCUGAAGACGUGAAAGAAGGCCAUGUUGCUGUGAUUGCAUCCAAUGAAGAUGAAGAAAGGAGAUUUAUUGUUCCUUUGGCUUAUCUUGGUCGUUCAUCGUUUAAGAUGUUGUUGGAAAGUGCAGCCGAGGAGUAUGGUUUUAGGCACGAGGGUGCACUUAUAGUGCCGUGUAGACCGAGUGAAUUCGGCCAGUGGAUUUUGGAUGGAGCACAUGAUGAUGUUUGUUGGAGUUCGUAA
This is a messenger RNA of Lactuca virosa, 375 nucleotides long. The record is from the annotation of a GenBank genome assembly. Lineage: Eukaryota; Viridiplantae; Streptophyta; Magnoliopsida; Asterales; Asteraceae.